Suillus fuscotomentosus is the source of this 375-nucleotide messenger RNA. RefSeq lists its product as uncharacterized. The coding region runs from base 1 to 375 and encodes 124 amino acids. The record is from RefSeq and is a predicted model, not a curated record. The transcript has 4 exons. Lineage: Eukaryota; Fungi; Basidiomycota; Agaricomycetes; Boletales; Suillaceae.
AUGAAGUCAAUUAAAUCCUUGACUCACCUGUGUAUUGUGCUCUAUCUGCACAUUGCUGAGCCUGAGGCGAUCACACUCAUUAUUUCCAAUGUGCACCUUCAGUUGCUUGCUUUCCAUGUACAGGACAGGCACAUUGAUAUUGAAGAAUUCCUAAAUGAAUACAGCAUUGAUGAUGAUGGGAUUAUACUCUUGCCUACUGAACUCUUGGUCUGGGGUGAACUUGGUCAGGAAUAUCACAGAUGCAUCUCACCCAGUAAGAUACAGAAUGUAUAUGCCAACUACCUUGACAUUGCCAAGGUACCAAAACUCAAUCAGUGCACUAUUAUGCAAAGACCCAGGAUUUAUUACACCAUCUUGCCAAGUCUCACCGAGUAG